Messenger RNA from Paramecium sonneborni, 138 nucleotides. NCBI's taxonomy places the organism in Eukaryota, Ciliophora, Oligohymenophorea, Peniculida, Parameciidae. The record is from the annotation of a GenBank genome assembly.
AUGAUGUAAAAAUAUUUUGAAUGUUAGUUAAAUGCCUGAAUCAUAAUUAGGAUCAGUUAGGAUGAGACCUUCGUAAAUACAAAUAGAAGAUGAUUAAUAAGCAUCAACUCAAAGACGAAAUUUUUUAUCUCCAACAUU